AACCAGUUGACAGGAAAAUAUCGGCUGAAAAUUUGAUGGAAAAUGCAGCACGGCCCACGUGUAGACCUGAGUCUGUUCUAGGGCCUUGGACAUAGGGUGGGGGCAAGGAUAGGUCAGGUUUCUCAGGUGAUUCUGUCAGAGAUGAUAAAUAAAAGGAAAACCAAGGCAGAAAUGAAUCUGAAGCAGUCAAAGAAGAAGAAUAUUGAGCAUCUCAAGAGAAAAAAGAAGAAAACAUGUUUCCAUGAAGGGAGGUGCCACUUUCAAGACAAAUUCAAAGAAGAUUGAGCUACAUUCCAGUACUGAUGGCGAGAGCCCAGUGAAGCAGAAGAUGAUGACAGAGAAAAAGGGUAACCAGAACAAGAAAAGGAAAGCUGACCAUCAAGAAAGCACUUUAUAUCAAAAUGGGCUCAGAGAAAGCAACACCAUGACAGGAACUGCUGUGCGAAAUGCAACUCCAGCCAAGAAGAGGAAAAAGAAGACACCGACCUGCCGUCGCUGCCGCUGCCGCUGCCGCUGCCGCCGCUCCGCCGCCGGCCGAGGGCGCCGCGGCGGCGGAGCCGGUGCGGCUGAGCGUGCCGGGCGGCUUCUCCUGGGAGACGACGCCUUGGCCGGAGGUGGCACCGCUCCCGGCGCGCGCUGACGAGUCCAGCAGCGACAACGAGGACGACACGCAGACGCCACCGGCGUCCAGACUGUCGCGCCGUGAGCUGCGCCUGCGCGCGGCCGCCGAGGAGCGUCAGCUGGCCGAGCGCGAGCGGCUGAUGAUGGACCCCAGCCGCGCCCCUGAGACGGCGGACGACCACGAGCGGCUGGUGGUGGCGCAGCCGGACGACUCCAGCCUCUGGAUCCGCUUCAUGUCGCACUUCCUGCAGGCCACGGAGAUUGAGAAGGCGCGCGGCGUGGCGCGACGCGCCCUCAACACCAUCAACUUCCGCCAGGAAGACGAGAAACUGAACGUUUACGUUGCAUGGCUUAACCUGGAGAACAUGCACGGCACACAGGAAACUCUCAAUAACGUGCUGCACGAAGCGCUACAGUCCAACGACACCUUCAAGGUGUAUACGAGAAUGGCAGAGAUUCACGCAGCGAACAGCAAACACGACGAGGCCGAGGAGAUGUACAGUCAGCUGGUGCGCAAAAUGGCGGCCAACAAGGACAGCUGGCUGCGGUACGGCACCUUCCUGAUGCAGGUGGACCGUCACGACGCGGCCCGGGCUCUCAUGCAGCGCGCGCUCCGUGGCCUGGACCGCCGCCACCACGUGGAGGUGAUCAGCAAGUUCGCGCAGCUGGAGUUCCGCUUCGGCCAGCCGGAGCGGGGCAAGACCAUGUUUGACCACCUGCUGUCCACUUACCCCAAGCGGCUGGACCAGUGGAACGUGUACGUAAACCAGCUGAUCAAGACCAGCGAUUACGACGCCGCCAGGCAGAUCUUCCAGCGCGCCACGACAGUACGCCUGAGCGCGCGGCGCAUGCGCUCGCUGCUGAAGCGCUUCCUGGAAUUUGAGCAGGCGCACGGCUCGGUGGCGCAGCAGGAGGCGGUGCGAGAGACAGCGCGGCAAUUCGUCGAGUCGCGCUCAGAGGCGGACGCGAUGCUGCUCGAGACUGAGCGCUAACGCGG
Pollicipes pollicipes is the source of this 1618-nucleotide messenger RNA. RefSeq names its product protein RRP5 homolog. The record is from RefSeq and is a predicted model, not a curated record. The transcript has 9 exons. The coding region runs from base 447 to 1613 and encodes 388 amino acids. Gene Ontology annotation, cellular component: small-subunit processome; nucleolus; nucleus. Gene Ontology annotation, biological process: rRNA processing. Lineage: Eukaryota; Metazoa; Arthropoda; Thecostraca; Pollicipedomorpha; Pollicipedidae. Gene Ontology annotation, molecular function: RNA binding; protein binding.